Messenger RNA from Gilbertella persicaria, 1932 nucleotides. RefSeq names its product Alg9-like mannosyltransferase family-domain-containing protein. Gene Ontology annotation, cellular component: endoplasmic reticulum membrane. Gene Ontology annotation, biological process: protein N-linked glycosylation. The transcript is spliced from 2 exons. Gene Ontology annotation, molecular function: alpha-1,6-mannosyltransferase activity. The record is from RefSeq and is a predicted model, not a curated record. Bases 100 to 1851 code for a protein of 583 amino acids. Lineage: Eukaryota; Fungi; Mucoromycota; Mucoromycetes; Mucorales; Choanephoraceae.
GGUUUGUUGCACUUGCGAGUUUCGUCAAACAUUAACUUUUUUUAUAAUUUAUUAAUUUUACUAUUUUAAAGUUUCUCUUUUUUUGUUCAAAUAAGAAGCAUGAAGCUCGUGUUAGGAUCCCUAUUCAUCUUGAUUGCAAUAGAAGCCUACUUGGCGCCAUUUACAAAAGUAGAAGAAAGCUUCAAUCUCCAAGCAACUCAUGAUCUUCUCCAUCGUGUUGAUCGUUAUGAUCACCUUGACUUUCCCGGUGUUGUUCCGCGUACAUUUGUAGGUGCUGUGCUUUUGAGUGUGUGUACUUGGCCAUGGCUACAGUUAUUUCCAUCUUUAUCCCUUUUGGAUCAACAGGUAUUGGUCCGUCUUGUGCUAGCUGCUUUUGUCGUCUUCUCUCUCGGUCAAUUCGCGUCUGGUGUCCGAGCCGUGUUUGGUUCUACCACAGCCACCUUUACCAUAGCACUCUUGCUCUGCCAAUUUCACCUCGUGUUUUGGUCAUCGCGCACUUUGCCAAAUACGUUAGCCUUACCGUGGGUUGAGCUGGGACUCUCGCAUUGGAUCUCAAGUUUGUCUGAAACAAGCCGUCGUACGUAUCACUUAAAAUGGAUGAUUCGGUACUUGACCUUUGCUGGUAUCGUCUUUCGGUUUGAGGCAGGCAUACUUCUUGUUGUCCUGCUUGGGUUUGAGUAUGCAUACAAGACGAUGGCUAUCAUGGCUAUGGUCAAGCCAAUGAUUAUCACUGCUAUCUUCAGUCUUGCCUUUUCGGUUCCCUUGGACUCAUAUUUAUGGGGGACAUGGUUAUGGCCUGAGGGUAUGGUCUUUUAUUUCAAUGGGAUUCUGAACAAGAGUGCUGCAUGGGGUACAUUACCCUUUUAUGCCUAUUUUAUAUCUUUUUUGCCACGUUUGUUAUUGAUCUCCUACCCACUGGCCAUGGUUGCUUUUGUCCGAGAUGUCCGAGUACGCCGCCUUUUGAUGCCCAUGCUCGUCUAUAUCCUUAUCUUUUCUUGUUUGCCACACAAAGAAUGGCGUUUUAUCAUGUACACGAUUCCUGUCUUCACUGCUUCGUCUGCAGUGACGGUUCAUUCUGUUGUUACAGCCGCACGUCGUUCUCGGUUCUACAAGGGUAUGCUUCUGAUUCUAUUGGGAGGCACAGUCGUGUCUUUUAUUAUUUCUAUCUUGAUGUUUCAGGUAUCUCGCUUAAAUUAUCCAGGAGGAGAAGCCUUGUUGAGGUUACAUACGAUUGAGAAAAACGAAGGACACGUUUCAGUCCAUAUUGAUGUCGAGGCAGCCAUGACAGGCGUCUCUCUGUAUGGCCAGACCAACAAGCAUUGGGUGUAUUCCAAGAAUGAGUCACAUCAAACACAACAAGAUAUGAUAGAGGCUCGCUACACACAUCUCAUUACUGCUCAUCCAGACAGAUUUGAUUCGAAAUUCAAAGUGUUAGAUGUCAUUUAUGGUCUAGAUAAAGUCACAUUUGUACCUCUGACAUCCGUACUUCAGUUCAACAUGUCUCCUAUUCAAUUCAGACAAACGCCUAAACUCUAUCUUCUUAAACUCACUCAACCCCAUAAAGUAUGGGUCCAGUCUACUGUAGGGCAAUACCCUGUUGUUCUGUACAGUAAAACAUAUUGUCCUUAUUGUAGAGCAGCCAAACAAUUGAUUUCUAAAUACUGUCAAGAUAUUAAAGUGAUUGAAGUUGAUCUUGAACGAGAUGGUCAUGAAAUCAAACAAGCACUUUAUCAACUGACUGGCAGAGCCACUUUUCCUAACCUUUUUAAACAAGGUCAAAGUUUAGGUGGUUAUGAUCGCCUAUCAGAAUUAGAUUCCCAAGGACAACUUACUAAUCUGUGUCAAGCCUAAAAAAAGACUCGUUUUGGCAUAUAUAUGGUUAUUUAUUUAAUUAAAAUUAAUUUAAGCCCUGAUUUUUUUAUUUUUGCUAAA